AUGAAUACUUGUGCUACUGGAGGUGGAGGUGGAGGUGGAGGUGGGGCUGCUGGGAUGACGGGGAUGAGGUCACCUUUCACAGUGUCUCAGUGGCAAGAGCUGGAGCAUCAGGCUCUGAUCUUCAAGUAUAUGAUGGCAGGCAUGCCCGUGCCUCCUGAUCUCGUGCUUCCUAUUCAGAAGAGUUUUGAGUCCAUUUCUCAAAGAUUCUUCCACCAUCCUACCAUGGGUUAUUGUUCCUUCUACGGGAAGAAGGUGGACCCCGAACCGGGACGCUGUAGAAGGACUGACGGAAAGAAGUGGAGGUGCUCCAAGGAUGCAUACCCGGACUCCAAGUACUGUGAGCGCCACAUGCACCGUGGCCGCAACCGUUCAAGAAAGCCUGUGGAAUCACAAACCAUGACACAGUCAUCGUCCACUGUGACAUCAUUGACUGUCACUGCAAGCAGCAGUGGAACUGGGAGCUUCCAGAACCUUCCACUGAAUGCCUUUGGUAACACCCAAGGAACUAGUUCCGGAACCAAUCAGUCUCAUUAUCAGAUAGACUCCAUUCCUUUUGGAAUCCCAAACAAAGAUUAUAGGUAUCUUCAAGGACUUAAACCCGAGAUUGGUGAGCAUAGUUUCUUGUCUGAUGCUUCAGGAAGCAACAGGGGUCUCCAGAUGGACUCACCACUAGACAGCACAUGGCCUCUGAUGCCAUCCAGAGUUGGCUCAUUUCCCGCAUCAAAAUCGGGUGAUGGCUCCAUUUUGCAUCAUAAUUAUCCACAGCAUUCAUUUUUCAAUAAUGCAUUCCCCUCAGAAUCUGUGAAACAGGAAGGUCAAUCUCUCCGACCUUUCUUUGACGAGUGGCCUAAAGGCAGGGAUUCCUGGUCUGGUCUUGAGGAUGAGAGAUCCAACCAGACCUCAUUCUCUACCACCCAGCUCUCAAUAUCAAUUCCAAUGACUUCAUCUGACAUCUCUGCAACAAGUUCUCGAUCCCCACGUGUUGAGAGGAGAAUCAUGCUUUGGGAAUUCCAGGCUUGGGAAAGUCGUAUGAUAUGCUUCAGAGAGUGCUUGAAGAAACACUAG
Molecule: messenger RNA, 1065 nt
Organism: Prunus armeniaca (apricot)
Lineage: Eukaryota; Viridiplantae; Streptophyta; Magnoliopsida; Rosales; Rosaceae
Source: the annotation of a GenBank genome assembly